This is a messenger RNA of Austrofundulus limnaeus, 992 nucleotides long. Its product is annotated as caldesmon. Bases 42 to 992 code for a protein of 316 amino acids. The transcript is spliced from 7 exons. Gene Ontology annotation, cellular component: actin cytoskeleton. Gene Ontology annotation, molecular function: actin binding; myosin binding. Gene Ontology annotation, biological process: actin filament bundle assembly; angiogenesis. The record is from RefSeq and is a predicted model, not a curated record. Lineage: Eukaryota; Metazoa; Chordata; Actinopteri; Cyprinodontiformes; Rivulidae.
CUGCAGGCCGGUGUGAAAAUAAGAACUAUCUUUGGGACAUCAUGGAUGACGACUUUGACCGCCGCAUGGAGCUCAGGAGGCAAAGGAGAGAGCAGAUGCGACUUGAAGCUGAAAAGCUUGGUUCCCCCAAUGAUGAUGAUGAAGAAGAAGUUCGAGAGCGACGGAGACGUGCAAGGGAGGAGAGGAAGAAAAUGAGAGACUUGGAGGAGUCUGGGACAACUGAUGUGAUCAGUACCAACAACGUGACCGAGGCCGACUCCUCCGCCACUUCUGCUGGGGGAGCGGACGACGACCAGGCUUUGCUCGAACGUCUGGCCAAGAGGGAGGAGCGCCGGCAGAGGAGAAUGAAGGAGGCGAUGGAGCGACAGAAGGAAACGGAGCCCGCUGUCAACUCCAGCAACGGCGCUGACAGCCCACACGAGGAGCAGCCCUCCAUCAGCAGCAGCAUUCAGCGGGAAACUGAAGAGGAGGAGGAGGAGGAGGAGAAGCCUGCUCAGGAGGAGGUUGAAGACACUGACACAAACUCCUGGAGGAAAGAAGAAGAUGAAAAAAAGGAGGAUGAGAAGGAGUCAGAAAAAUCUUCGACUGUGGUCAUGAUAAAUGAGGAAAUCGUUGAGAAGACGACAACAACAGCGGAGGUGGAGGCUGAGAAAACUUUGGAACAGGAGGAGGAUGACAAGGAAGCUGCUCCCGAUGAAGACCACGAAGAAGAAGAAAGAAAGAGAAGAGAGGAUGAAGAAAGACAGCAAAAAGAAAAGGAAGAAAAGUUACGGUUAGAAGAGGAAGAAAAGCAAAAAACAGAAAUGGAAAGGGAGGCAGAAGAAAUGCGGUUAAAAGAAGAGGAGGAGAGGAAGAGGAAGGAAGAAGAACAAAGAGAAACUGAAGAUAGGCUGAAAAGAGAGGAAGAAGAAAGACAAAGAAAAGAGAUGGCAGAAAGAGAAGAAGAGGAAAGGCAGAAAAGGGAGAUGGAGGAGAGGAGGAAGAGAAGCUAA